Messenger RNA from Paramacrobiotus metropolitanus, 1227 nucleotides. Its product is annotated as trichohyalin-like. Lineage: Eukaryota; Metazoa; Tardigrada; Eutardigrada; Parachela; Macrobiotidae. The transcript has 2 exons. Bases 1 to 1227 code for a protein of 408 amino acids. The record is from RefSeq and is a predicted model, not a curated record.
AUGACCUUUAACGAAAAGUUGGAAGAGACCUUCGAGGAACGGCGUCAGGAAAGGCUGACAACGAAAGGUCACCAACUCCCAAAACUCCCGCAUCAAGUGGAGCAAAGCAGCGAAUCAGAGAGCUGGAACAGCUACUCGACGAGAAGGAAGGGCAAGCAUUCGCUGCAGCGCAAAUACAAGAAAGGAAAAAAGAAACAGCACGAAGCAGAAAGCCAGAGAGAUCAAGCAGCAUUGAAGCUCCUCGAACUGGCAGAAACGACGAAAAGCGAAAGUAAACGGCUAAAUUAUGAAGUCGAAGGUCACAAGAAGGAAGCUCAUAAAUGGAUGACUGAAGCUAAACGAAUCGAUGUACGCAUCACGGUGCUAGAGAUCUCCAACAAGGAAGGGCAAACGGAGAUCGAAAAACAGAAACAAGAAAUUGUGAAGUUAAGUAACGAACUUCUGGGAAUGGCCACCGCAGUGAUGGAAAAGGAUGAUAAGAUCGCUGAGAAAGAAGCGGAACUGAAGACAGUUAUGGAAGAAUGCGAUGCGAGAGGAAAGACCCUCGUACGCAGAGCCGAUCAAAUUACCCGUUUAGAAUCGGAAGCAGAAAUCAUGAAAGCAGCAAAGAAAGACUUGGACAAAACCCUUGACCAGAGGGCAAUCGCGAUCAUGGAACAGAUGAAAAAGGUCAACGAAGCAAAUGCCGAAUACGAGAAGUUACGAAUGGACGCAAACAAUACAGUGAACCAAUUACAAGAGAUAAUCAAACGGAAAGAUGAAGAGAUCAAAAACUUAAAAGGUCCAGCAAAAAAGAAAGAAGCAGAGGCGACCCAACGUCAGGACAAACAACCUGAACGGAAUGAAUCUCCGCCACCUGGCUACGGUGAAGUCCACACCGUCGAAGGCAGCUUCCACUUCGAAGCACCUAAAAAGACCGGAAUGGGCCGAACUGACGACAAAGAGGAAACAAAGGUCAAGGGUGAAAAGGUCACGGAAGAUACCGAGUUGGCGAAGGGGCACUCGGGACCGAAAGGCGGGAAUAGCUCAAGACAACAAGACACCAGGCACGACGAUGCCCCAAAUGAAUCCGACCCCAGACGAGAUGAACGAGAAGACCCUCGCGCUAGGCGACAAGAACGCGACGGCGCCGAUUAUUACGAAGAUGCACGGGAAAGGGAUGAACGUGCACAAAUCCGGGCCGAACAAGAACGGUUACGACGAGAACAGCUCGAAUUCAGGGAAUAG